Zootermopsis nevadensis is the source of this 6090-nucleotide messenger RNA. It is a transcript of the gene Frl, whose product is annotated as formin-like protein. The record is from RefSeq and is a predicted model, not a curated record. Gene Ontology annotation, cellular component: cytosol. Gene Ontology annotation, molecular function: small GTPase binding; actin filament binding. NCBI's taxonomy places the organism in Eukaryota, Metazoa, Arthropoda, Insecta, Blattodea, Termopsidae. Gene Ontology annotation, biological process: cell migration; cortical actin cytoskeleton organization; regulation of cell shape.
AUCGUUUGGAGUAGUGGGCCUUGUGGGAGUUGGAAAAAGAUGGUGAGGUAGUGAUGAUGUUUGUGUGUGCUGUAGGACGAGGAACCUGUUGCUGGUUUGUGGGUUAGUGUGCAACAGUGAAAUGUAAUUUUAUGUGCAUUGUGUUGUUUGUGAAAACAAUGGGCAGUUCACUUAGUACGAAAAGUGAAUCUCCUCCACCGGAGGGUACUACCUUGAAGACGAACAAUGUUCGCUCUAGCAUCCGCACGAAACAGCCGAUGCCCGAUGCGAUUGAACUGGAGAGAAGAUUUGCCAAAGUUUUAGCGUCCAUGGAUCUUCCUCCAGACAAAGCGAAACUUCUUAAGCAAUACGAUGAUGAGAAGAAGUGGGAUAUUAUCUGUGAUCAGGAACGGGUCCAUGCCAAGGACCCUCCCGCACAUUACCUCACCAAGUUGAGGACGUACCUGGACCCGAAAGCGUCGAGAAGUUCCAGAAAAAGAAAAAUGGUUGGUGAUGCUACAUCUACACAAGUCUUACGGGAUUUGGAGAUUUCAUUGAGAACAAAUCACAUUGAGUGGGUUCGUGAGUUUCUGGAUGACCAAAAUCAAGGCCUAGAUCACCUUAUUGAAUACUUGAGCUUCCGUUUGGUCAUGAUGAGGCAUGAACAGAGGAUAUCAGAGUCACGUAACUCCUCAGAAGAGCGCCUGGCAAGCAACAUGACAGCUGGAGGUUCAUCUGCAUCAGCUUCUGUAAGCAGUCCAGGCCAUAAUAAUGGUUACCUUCGUCCAGCAUUGGACAUAUUGGAUAGUCCAGGUGUGCGCAGACGUUCACGACAUGUUGCCAAGCUUAACAUGGGUGAAGCCAAGGAUGACAUUCAUGUCUGUAUCAUGUGUCUGCGUGCUAUCAUGAAUAACAAGUAUGGAUUCAACAUGGUUAUCCAGCAUCGAGAAGCUAUUAACUGCAUUGCCUUAAGUCUUAUGCACAAAAGUCUGAGAACAAAAGCAUUGGUUCUGGAGCUGCUUGCAGCAAUCUGUCUAGUCAAAGGUGGUCAUGAGAUUAUCCUGUCAGCAUUUGACAACUUCAAGGAGGUGUGCCAUGAGACACGCCGCUUCCACACACUUAUGGAAUACUUUAUUAACUACCAAGUCUUCCAUAUAGAAUUCAUGGUGGCUUGCAUGCAGUUUGUUAAUAUUGUGGUGCAUUCAGUUGAAGACAUGAAUUUUCGUGUUCACCUCCAGUAUGAGUUCACAAAACUUGGACUUGAUGACUACUUAGAGAAACUGAGACACACAGAAAGUGAAGAACUUCAGGUGCAAAUCUCUGCCUAUUUGGACAAUGUAUUUGAUGUUGCUGCUCUUAUGGAAGAUAGUGAGACAAAGACUGCUGCACUGGAGAAAGUAGCUGAACUGGAGGAUGAGCUCGGACAUGCCCAUGAUCGAUUAGCUGAACUGGAAGGGGAAUCAUUGGCAAAAUUGGCAGAACUGGAAACAGAAUUGGGAGCAGUAAGAGCAGAAAGGGAUGAGCUGCUUGAAGGUCGACGGCAAGUAGACGAGGAGGUGAAUACAUUGCGUCGAGCUGUAAUGCAGCAGCAGCAGGAGUCUCAGAACAGACAAUCCAUGUUAGAGAGCAAGAUUAUGGAGCUGGAGACUCUUACACGUACCUUACCCAGAGGAAGCAGUUCCAGUUGUGAUAGUACAAAUCCAUUAUUAGCCCCCAUACCUCCACCCCCUCCACUGAUUCCUGUUGCCUCACCAGCACCUGCUCCUCCUCCCCCACCACCCUGUCCUCCACCACCACCCUUGUCUUCAUCACGUGGUCCUCCAGUUCCUGCACCUCCUCCACCAGCUGGAAUGAUGCAAGCUCCAGACGGUGCUAUGACCAUCAAGAGAAAAGUUCAGACUAAGUACAAGCUUCCCACACUGAAUUGGAUAGCACUUAAACCCAAUCAGGUUCGAGGUACAAUAUUCAAUGAGCUAGAUGAUGAUCGACUGCACAGUAUAAUAGACUUCAGUGAUUUUGAGGAGAGAUUUAAAAUUGGUACUGGUGGAGCAUUUACCAAUGGGGAUACUGAUGUGGAUGGACUCUCCAGUUUUCCCAGCAAGAGGUUUAAACGUACAGAAAAUGUUUCCUUACUUGAGCACACGCGGCUCAGGAAUAUUGCAAUAUCAAGGCGUAAAAUGGAGAUGCCUGUGGAAAAGGUGAUUGCUGCUGUAAAUUCACUGGAUCUGAAGCUCCUGUCACUGGAAAAUGUGGAAAUUCUUCAGAGAAUGGUGCCGACUGACCAAGAGACUAAGGCCUACAGAGAAUAUGUGGGCUCAAAGAAGAAUGUGAGUUUACUGACAGAAGAAGAUAAGUUCCUGCUGCAACUGGGGAAAGUAGAAAGGAUAUCAGCCAAACUUAGCAUUAUGAGCUACAUUGGCAACUUCUUUGAUAAUAUUCACCUCAUUACUCCACAAAUUCAUGCUAUCAUAUCUGCAUCUAGUUCAGUGAAGAGCUCCAAAAAACUCCGUAGGGUGCUGGAGAUAAUCCUUGCAUUUGGAAACUACCUGAAUAGCAGUAAGCGUGGACCAGCUUAUGGGUUCAAGCUUCAGAGCCUUGAUACAUUACUUGACACCAAAUCCACAGACAAGAGGAUGUGCCUUCUUCACUAUAUUGUUGACACAGUGAGACAUAAGUUUCCAGAGCUGUUGAACUUUGACUCUGAGCUCAUGUACAUUGAUAAAGCUGCCAUUGUGUCCCUGGAGAACAUUGUGACAGACAUUCAUGAGCUUGAGAAAGGUAUGGAUUUGGUACGUAAAGAAGCGGAGCUGCGAGGGAGUGGGAAGGAACGUGGUAGUGGUCAGAGUGUAGUGCUGAGAGAUUUCCUUGCAAAUUCUGAAGAGAAGCUUAGACGACUCAAGGCUGAUGGUCGUACUGCUCAAGAUGCUUUCCGAGAAUGUGUCGAAUACUUUGGUGAAUCUCCACGCACAGCUGAUGCCAGUACAUUUUUCUCACUGCUUGUUCGAUUUGCCCGUGCCUUUAAACUUGCAGAUCAGGAAAAUGAACAGCGAAGAAGACUUGAGCAGGCAGCUUUGGAGGCACUAAAUAAACCCAAUGAGGAAGUGAUGAAGCGCAAUAAGUUGAACCAGAAGAAACAGCAAGAAGCAGUGAUAAAUGAAUUGAAGUGCAAAACUCGACUUGUACAAGAAAAGAAACUCCUACAGCAGGAUGAAGUAUAUAAUGGUGCAUUGGAAGACAUUUUAUUGGGUCUCAAAAGUGAACCCUACAGGCGGGCAGAUGCUGUGCGACGCAGUCAGAGACGUCGUAUUGACAACAAUCGUCUCUCUCGCACCAUGGAAGAACUAGAAUUCUGAGCAGAGAUUUGUGAUCAUGCACCAGUGACAUAGGACAUCAUGUUUAUGGUGUCAUUCUUUCAUUUGUUGGCAGAAAUGUGGACAGGAGAACUGGCAUGUAGGGAAGAUGAUAAAAUGAUACUGCUCAUUCCAUUUCUCAUAUAUUUUAUUACUACCCUGUUUAUUAUACAUUUUUUGCCUUUCCUUUUUUAUAAACAUUUUAUUAUCUGACUUAUUUAAUUAAAUAAUUAUACUGUAUUGAAUCUGAAAUAUUACUGUAAAAUAAAUUGUAUAUAAAUUUAGUAUGCUCGAAAAUGUGCUGUAUUGUGUAAAAGUGAUGAUUAACAUCUGUAGUUCUAUACAGUAUCUAGGAUAUAUAAAUGACUUCAGUUCCUUCCACUGCAUUAUUUUCCAUUUAAGUUGUGCUGGAGGGAAGGAAUUGAUUCUUGUUGUUUCCAUUGUGUUCUUGGAAACAUGUAAAUUAAUGAACAUUACACCGUUAGCACAACUACCUUUAUUUCUGAGCAUUUAUUGUGAUUCAGCUACAGUGAAACAAUAACAUUACAUCAUUUUCCUGCUGUAUAUAUCACGCUAAAUGAAAAGGUAAAAUUUUGUAAAUUAUAUGAACUAAUAACUUACUCCAUGAAGCAGAUUCCUAGAAAUGCUGAUAAUGUGCUUGACCAGUAAACAAAUUUCUCACUUUUAUGACUUUUCUAAAAGAUAAAAUAAUUUAAAAUGUUAUCAGUCUGUUUAGUGGAUCUAUGCUUGGAAUUCUGGAUGUGGAUAAAUUAGUUUUUAAGAUGUAAACAGAAACCAGUAUUUACACAUAGAGUUUCACAUUGUGUUUUUCUUUGGUAUUACACAGUUUAUUAUGUCUUUGUAUGUGAUAAUGUCUGUUAUAUUCAUUGUAGCUGGUCGCAUUCAUUGUGGUGCUACUGUUAGUUUUGACAUGUUCAUUAUUUUGUUGCCUCUGUUAUUAAGUGUACUUACUAAAAGUUGGAAACAUUGAACAGCAUAACAAAUGUGACAAAUCUGCUACUGGUGUUCAGCAUAAUCUGAGUUGAAUAACUUUGCAAAGUGACACGGCCACGAUCUGGUUCCGUGUUGAUGAAAUUUCAAGGGUGCCUCAUAGUAGGUUUGCCAGAAACCAAAUUUCUUGUCAUUUUGUAGGUUUCAGAUUGUAGCCUAUGAUAAUAGUUUUAUUGAGCCACAAAUUUACAUUGAUGGUAAGGAAUGUAUUAAAUGUUAAAAGUGGAAAACACGAUAUUUGUGAAGAGUAUACAAAUUUGUUUCUUGUGAUAAAUAAAUGUUAGACAGGAAGAAACAAAACAUGUUUUACCACAAUAUCCAGAAGCACAUAUAAAUGUGGCAGAAAUUAUUUAUGAACUCUUGCCAUGUUAUAGAGGACAUUUUGACAUGACUAUAGUGCAUAUAUACUAAUAAGUACUUUGUGUCUGUGCACUUGUACAGUCUUGCAAGAAGUGUUGAAAAUGUUGCAUUGAAAUGUCUGAAAAACAGUGUAAUGUCACAUUUUUUAAUAUGUUUGACUACAUUCCUUCUACAAGGAAGUGUGAAUUCUUAAUUCUUUUGAUUUUAUGUUUGUUUAUGUAUAGACCACUAAAUUUCACAAACAAAAACUGCCUUGGUAACAUAUUUGCUUGCACAGUUUUUCAUGUCCAAUUUUUUAUUGCAGUAACCUUUUGAAAUAUUUUAAAAUACAUGAAAUAUGAAACUUUAUUCAUAAAAAUUAUAAAAUAUUGCAUUGAUUGGAAUAAUGUGUGAGUAGAAGUUAAAAUGUUUUUGUCAAAUUAGGAAUUUAGCUUAAAUCAGAUUUGUCGCACAAUAAAUUUGAAAAUGUCAUACUUAGUGAGAUUUCAUUAUAUAUACAUAUACAUGUAACUUUCCUUAGGGUGAAUUUUAAACUAAAUAGUGAUCAUAGAAAUCAUAAUUCACAAGUAUUGGGACAAAGGAUGUUAAUUUAAUGUGUUUGCAAACACUGUAAUUGCAUUUGAAUUGUGUACACACAUUAGAGACGGUGUGAGAGUAACAUGUUUUAAUGGGUAGUGCACAUAUGUGAUAUAUGAAGGACAUCCCAGUUUUUACAAUUUUGUAACAACAUUUCCAUUGUAUUUGUAUAUAGUGUAUAAUACAUUGUCAUACUAAGGUCUCAGAUUGAAUUGUCAGUAGUGGUUAGUUUUCAUAUGACAGAUGGCCAAUGCACAGACUUCUAAAAGAAACAGUUUGUUAAAAGUGUAUAUAAAUCUCAUCCACAUUUUUAUUACAGUGUUAAUACAUAUUUUUAAUAUAAAAUAAUUGGACAUAUAUGAUGCAUAACAAGUUCAGUUGGAAAAAUUUUUAAAGACUAAAGUGAGAUAUUUGAUUUGUAAUGUUGUACAGAAUGCCUUCUAUCCUGAGUUGUCAUAAAUGAUAAGUAUGAAAUAUACAGUAGUCCGUAAAAUCUCUGGAAAAACAACCUGAUUUGUAACAAAUAACUCAAUAUAACAAUUUAUGAAUUUUUGGAACAAUGUUUGUUCUGUCAGGUAUUAAUAAUAUCCAAAAAUUGGUGAAAUCCAUAAUCUUCAAAUCCAUCCUCUAAUAUUUAAUAACAUAUAUUAAAAUAUAGCACAAAGGUUUAAAUAAUAUUUAUGUGGCUAAGGCAGUGUGUGUUGUUGAAAAGUUGUCCUGGAUAUACAGAUAUAGCUAAAAAUAAUUCAACAUUCUUGGCGUCUUUAGUGUUUUCUGAACCGAUGAAUUAAAAGAUUUUCUCUCAAUUCAUAAA